Messenger RNA from Pseudomyrmex gracilis, 1308 nucleotides. It is a transcript of the gene Scox, whose product is annotated as protein SCO1 homolog, mitochondrial. Gene Ontology annotation, molecular function: copper ion binding; copper chaperone activity. Gene Ontology annotation, cellular component: mitochondrial inner membrane. Bases 179 to 1006 code for a protein of 275 amino acids. The record is from RefSeq and is a predicted model, not a curated record. The transcript is spliced from 4 exons. Gene Ontology annotation, biological process: mitochondrial respiratory chain complex IV assembly; intracellular copper ion homeostasis. Lineage: Eukaryota; Metazoa; Arthropoda; Insecta; Hymenoptera; Formicidae.
CUAAUCUAUAUUCUAACCUAACCUAUGUUUGCCGGCUGAACAAACUUGUGACAAAGUGGACAAGAAUUGUGUUUAUUUUGCAUAAAAUAUUGCAUAAAAUAUUGUUUGUAGAUGUGCUAAAAGAAUUUAAACUAGAAACAUAAAAUAAAAUUAAAUUGUUUUAUCAAGACAACAAAAAAUGUCGACGUUAAUAUUAAGAUCUUUUGUAUCGCCGUUGAAUCGGAGUUCUGCCAAUAUUUUCAAAAAGUUUAGGAACAUGAGCACAUCAAAACAACUUUGGCAAGAAUCUAACUUGCCUAAAAUACCUCCAAAAAUUAAAAAAAAAUCACCUAUUACAUGGAAAAGUUUGACAAUUUCAAGUGUUAUUGGUGUUGGUAUCUUGCUGUAUAUAAAUCAUUUAAAGAAUGAAAAAGACAGAAUGGUUGCAAAAGAGAGAAAACGGCAAUUGGGCAAAGCUAAGAUUGGAGGAAAAUUUGAAUUGGUGAAUACGGAAGGAAAAACAGUAAAAUCUGAUGACUUUUUAGGCAAGUGGGUGCUAAUAUAUUUUGGAUUUACACAUUGUCCAGAUAUUUGUCCGGAUGAAAUUGAAAAAAUGGCAAAAGUGGUAGAUAUACUUGAAAAAGAACAUGAUAUAAAAAUACAGCCACUUUUCAUAUCAGUGGAUCCGGAGAGAGAUACACCUGUCAUUGUUGGCAAAUACAUCAAAGAAUUCUCCGAUAAAAUCAUUGGCCUCACAGGGACCAAUGAACAAGUUGCAAAAGCGUGCAAAGCUUACAGAGUUUAUUUCAGUAGUGGUCCGAAAGACCAAGAUGAGGAUUAUAUUGUUGACCAUACUAUUAUCAUAUACUUGAUCGAUCCGGAAGGCUCGUUUGUCGAUUACUAUGGACAAACACAUGAUGUAGACAAGAUCGUAACAAGUGUUAUUGUAAACAAGUUAAAAUACGACCAAUUAAAGGGUGAUUCUUAUUCUUGGUUCCCGUCGUUGCCGGUCAAAGGAGUGUUAUAAGUGCCGUGACAUUCCUGUCAAAUUAUUUUUGAAUUAGUAUUGUACAAUGAAAGGUUUUUAUGCCUAACAUUUAUGCAUAUAGCAUAUUAAUAUAUAUUAUAUAACAAAUAUAAUAUAUAUAUAUAUGUGUGUGUGUAUGCAUAAUGAGCAUUGUGUAUAUAUGUAUAAUAAUUUAGUUUUGGCAACAUAAUAAAUUGAUAAAAAGUGGAUGGAAGAAGGUAUUUGAUUUGAUGUGGAAAACCUUGGAUUUGCACAAUCUAUAUAUAUGUAUACACGAUAAAUAUAAUAAAAGAUUUAUUACA